AUGUCGCUCUUCACCGCGCAGCUCCAUCCAGGGCGGGCUCUGGGCUUUCUCGUUCUCGGAGCAUCCUUGCAUGAUGUCUUGACGCGACUGAAAGCCGAACCCCAGCGUUUUCCACAGCUCGACCUCGCCUAUUCCCGCGACCAACCCGUCCAGGAACCUGUUACCCUGACGCUUCCUGCCAACGGCAUUCGCCUACGCUUCGAUGGCCCCGAACAGCGCUUGCGCUUGAUAGAGAUUAUCGACUUUACAAAGAAUCAUGUAACCUUCAAGGAUCGUGAUCUGGUCAAGCCUGCAAACUCGCAAGGGCCGCCAUCGUCUCCCGUCCCCGGAGAAUCCAGCUCCGGCCCAACCUUCCGACACAUCUACCACAGGCUGCUCGGGCCAACCUACGGCGGAGAGUAUAUUCCACCUACACCGGACGCCCCCGACAACCUGGGUAACUACAUACUUUCUUAUCCCGGCGUCGCCUUUACCUUCCGACUCGCCGAAUCUGCAUAUUCUCCCACCAAGGACGUCGUGUCCUUGCUGUCUUCCGCUACCAGCCAAGUGGCCACAUCCAUGGCCGUGUUCAGUGGAGAUUCAUGGGCGCAAGCGCGAGAGGCACUCUGGACGGAGAUCCUGCCCAGUGUCAAGACAGUUCCCGUGCUCCCGAGGGGUAAGGACGUUGUCCCCGACGAGAUCUCUCUGGUCAAGAUUCAUGGGGGCGGCAAGCUCCAGCUGUUCCGCAAGUGGUCCAACUCGUCAAUUUGGAUCAUCCUGGGAGAGACUAGUCCUCAGGAACUGAUCGCAGAGCUUGGCCCCCCCAACGCCACAUAUCGGAAGAACGACCAGAGAAUGACAAUACACAAGCUUCGGACGGCGAGCCAUAGCCGCGCUCGGUCGAACGGUGCUGACCUGAGCCGUCCAGACGACUUGACGGAUACCGACCAGUCGUCUGCGAACACAGGCUCAGAUGACGAUAACGACGAGGCUGUCGAGGAAGACAUUGCUGGCAAUGUUUCUGGAGAAUGUUUCUACAAUUACUUUUAUUUGGGCUUUGACGUUCUGGUCUCAACGCCGUCUCCGCCGUCGCGACCGCCGCCUGCCCAAAAUGAGUCUCAGGUGCCGCCUAGCAAGCCCAUCAAGUCAGAGUCUCCUGACCGGCUGGUUGCGACCAAGUUGGUUCUUCACGGCAAUGUACCUGGCUCAUACGAGUUCAACCGACACCGUAGAUGCCGCUGGGAAGUUAGCUACCUAGAUGAUGGUUCGCCGGGUGCAUCGGCAAACUCAGAGACCAAGUUCACCGAGAUCAAAGAUAGACUGAACGAACGGUGGAGCAGCGCAUAUCCCGACGGAGACUCAAAGGCUCCCCAAAGAGGUAUGGUCCUCAAUAGGGGAUGGGGGGAUAGUCCCGGCAGCAGUUGCGAGUUUCUUGGGGGAUGGGAGGACAGCGGCGCCAAGAGACUGGAUGGUACAGACGAUUCAACCACUACUCUAUUUGGAUUCCCAGGCCUCGUGUUUGAGGUGCUGAAGAACGAUCAUGUUAAUACGGUCACAGUGUUUUAG
Colletotrichum siamense is the source of this 1545-nucleotide messenger RNA. Its product is annotated as UPF0183 protein. The transcript has 2 exons. The coding region runs from base 1 to 1545 and encodes 514 amino acids. NCBI's taxonomy places the organism in Eukaryota, Fungi, Ascomycota, Sordariomycetes, Glomerellales, Glomerellaceae. Gene Ontology annotation, biological process: Golgi to plasma membrane protein transport. Gene Ontology annotation, cellular component: trans-Golgi network. The record is from RefSeq and is a predicted model, not a curated record.